Messenger RNA from Danaus plexippus (monarch butterfly), 3507 nucleotides. RefSeq names its product mucin-5AC-like. Gene Ontology annotation, molecular function: RNA binding. The record is from RefSeq and is a predicted model, not a curated record. NCBI's taxonomy places the organism in Eukaryota, Metazoa, Arthropoda, Insecta, Lepidoptera, Nymphalidae. Gene Ontology annotation, cellular component: nucleus. Bases 94 to 2910 code for a protein of 938 amino acids. The transcript is spliced from 8 exons.
ACUCAAAACACUGUCUCUGCGCUUUUAGGAAAAGAUGCAUUCAUCAAGAAUCACCUAAAUAUAUUUGAUAAUAGUGUAUUCUUUUGAUAAAUAAUGUCCGGAGGCCUUAUGGAAAAAGUUUUCAUAGGCUUGGAUAAUGCGCCUGCCGCAUUUGAUAUAAAAUCACGGAUACUCGGACCUAAUGGAACCAAUUUGGAGUAUAUAAGAUCCGAGACUGGUGUGGUCGCUGUGUUGAAAAGUGAUAAGUUUGAACCAUUGCAUCUUGCCUUGCACCACACGCGUUCGGAGGCUUUAGCUGCGGCUAGGUCUUUGGCGCAAAAUCUUAUAGAGACAAUACGGGCCGAAUUGGCUCAGUGGAGCGCAGCGCAGGCAGGUGGACCGCCGCCUGCGCUUAAUGUUCCACCACCAGCGCUAACAACAACCGCUGCACCUCCUCCUGUGCCCGCACCUAUAGUAUCGGUCGCUCUAUCCAAUCCAACCACGUUAACCACAUCUACCCAACAAGUGGUACCUCCCGUAGUGAGUGUAGCACCAGCUUCCACACCCCUGAUGACUGUCCGUCAACCCACAGUGCUACAACUUCUGCCUCAACAACAAUAUGUCCUCAAUCAAGAGAGCGGGCAGCUCAUACCUAUUGUUCAGCCCGGAAUGCAAGUCUCCAAUACAAACUUCACAUCACUGCCAAUAGCUCAACAGCUGAAUACAAUCCAACAACCAAAUUUUGGAACACAGAUAGUUGAUAUAUCUAAUAUGCAGCCGGUAACUCAAUUGAGGCUUAGUGGAGUCCCAUCUUCAAUGUCGAUGUUAUUGCCGAACGGUCUCUCCUUCCCUCAAGCGACUUUGACUGGUGCUGACACAACCACAGUCAGUUCAGCGACAUCAACUCCAGUGGUGUGUGCAGCACAAAGCACAAAUUCAUCACAGAAGAUUCUAUACACGGAGAAGGGUGAUAAGGAAGUCAAAUACCAUAUCCAAGGAGCUGAGACAAUGCAAUGGACGGUUCCGGGAUCCCAAACAAUGUUAAUACCAUACCAACAACUGCAAGAUUUAACAUCAAACCAGACCGGAUUAGCCAAUCUUCAACCACAGCAAUUUGUAUCAAUCGCACCAGCAAACAGCUUCCAACAGACAUCACUCCCUCUAUCCGCACUACAGCUACAACAAUUACAAACCACUGGUACUAUAAUGCAGUUCAAUCAGAAGCCAAUAGUGAGCAGUGCCUCAUUAAUAAAUAUAAUAUCAACUGGCCAAGCAUCUUCGCCACAAAUCAUAUCUAGUUCAACGCCGACUAAAAAUUCUGGUCAAGAAUCAAGAGGACAGAAGAGAUUGUCCGAUGGCACUCCGAGUCAAUUGCAAUUACGUCCUAUAGCGCCGGCCGGGUCGCAUGUAAGCCAAGACAAGACGUCGUCGAGAGAUUCCCGCUCGUGGACUGCAGCUAGAGACAACACUAUUGUCAGCAUGGGGAUGAAAAUAAACCCAGCCCACGGCACCAUCAUCCACGUUUCUUCAGGCCAACAGACGAACGUUUCAGCAUCUUCCGUAGCUCAAGAUGGCAGCGGAAUGUACAUUAAGCAGAUCGACAGGAACGCCAUACAGAUACAGACGAGCAAAGACGGACAGAAACAAGAGCUGACCACUAAUAAGAUACAGAACACAGCACAGAACCUGCAAAUGAUAACUGUGCCUCAGGGCAUGACCGUGCUGCAGAAUCCGCUGAACAUAAGUCAAAUGCCGACCGUGAUAGGUCAACCCAACAGCCAAGUGUACAUGAUACCAACGAAUCAUCCGAAUCUCGUCCAAGGAGGACUCCCGCCGGGUUUGAUCAGCCAACAAGUUCUACAACCGGGACAAAACGUAACGGUCAUGCAACCAAAUCAACUCGGCAUGCCGGGUGGAGUGCAAUACAACAUGCCUUUGAUGCCAAUGAACAUGCAAGCCAAUUCGCAGUACAUGCAAGGCAUAAACCUGAACGCGCAACUCUCAGCCCAACAAUUGAACGCAGCUUUGGCUGGGCAGCAGUUGGCUAACUCUAACUUAGCGGUUUCCGGGACCAUACCUAUAGUACAAGCCCCGCCGUCGGCUUCGCCUAUGACGAACACACAAACUAUACCAGUCUCACAACCUCCACCGGUACAUCAGAUAGUUCCACAACAGUCUAGUUUCAUCACACCGACCUCUCAGUACGCGGGCAUGCCGCCUCAAUACGUCAUGCAAGCUAACUCCGGAGCGAUCACAAUGCCAGCUUCUAACCAGAACGUCCAGUACACGAUGCCCACAAAUCAAGCUACGAACCCAGCACCCACCAACGGCAACGGUCAAACACCAGCCGCGGAAUCGGAUUCAACAAACGGAGGCAGCAACCAAACUAAUUACAUUUCGUCAUCGUCCCAAGAAAACAAUUACGCCAUAUCAGGUACCACGCCGGUACAGAAUAACGGACAGCAGAAUUUCUCAUCAGACGGAAGUACGACACAAUCAGGCACAUACACGGCCAGCAACCAAACCGUCAACCAGCAGAAUUAUACACAAAACGGAAGCAACACAACCUACAGCAACCAAGCUACGGCGCCGCCGAGUUAUCCCACGAACGGAUCCAAUCAAACCAGCCAAUACACUACGAUAUCGAACACCUCGCAAGCGAACUUCUCGCCGUCUUCAACGCCAGCGCCUAACCAGACGUAUCCCAGCAUACCGAACCUGGGAUAUCCGAAUCAGAACGGACAGAACCCGUAUCCGAAUGCUACAGGACAGAAUCUGGCGGCAUACGCCAGCAACCAGUACCAAUACACGAGCAGGCCGUGGUUCAGAGCGCGGUACGGAUCACCUCAAGGCUCUCCAUACAGUUCCAACAACGUUCCUCCAAUGCCGGUCCCUCCGCCUGCCAAUUACAACUAUUGGCAGGACAGUUGAGAUUUGGAGAUCAUCGAUACGGAUCUACCUGAAUCCUGACAGUUGGGUUUUGACAUUUUCCUCGGUUAAACACCGACAACAUGUGCGCCCGUGACGAAACGAACAAUACAGUGUAGUAUAAGUGUAAAUUUAUAUACUACCCGCAACGACCACAGCAGCUAGGAUCGUGCCAGGAAACUGUAAACUGUAUAUUUUAAGACUGCUUUAAUAUUUUAUUACAUUUAUGAAAUGUAUCGGAAUGUAUCUAAAUAUAAAUAUGUUAAUAUAGUCUGUGUAAAUAAAAGACUUAAAUCGUGUAACCGUUUAUAGUUCUACAAAACAUGAUAUGACCAGACAGGUAUAGUCCCAACAUAUAUUUUAUUAUAUAUAAAUGUCCAACACUUAUGUCACGUGAUCUCACUUCGCAGAACAUUGAAACAUAAUGACGGAAUAAAAAAAAUGGUGGGAGUUAGGUUUAUGCGAUUUUUGUAACAAAAUAAAACCUUAUGUUAACGAAUAACCUAAACAUUAACGAGACUAGAACAUCUAAUUGUUUUUGAUGUUAGGACGGAGUGAGACUCCAAGCUCUUUGAUAUAAAAAUAUAUUACCAAGCGUUA